Molecule: messenger RNA, 1710 nt
Organism: Helianthus annuus (common sunflower)
Lineage: Eukaryota; Viridiplantae; Streptophyta; Magnoliopsida; Asterales; Asteraceae
Product: plant intracellular Ras-group-related LRR protein 6
Exons: 5
Coding region: 1-1710 (569 amino acids)
Molecular function (GO): protein binding
Source: RefSeq, a predicted model, not a curated record
AUGGCGAGGAGCUGGUGGAUGCCGGAAACAGGAUCCGGGAAGUGGGAGAACAGAUCUCCUGGAAAUACGACGAGAGGGAACGUCGUUUCUGAAGGGCCAGCUAACGGGGAUCGUAUGUGUAUGGGCAAGCAAAGAAUUUCGGACAUCUAUCGCCAACUAGAUAGUGCACAAAAGGAUAAGGGAACCUCAUCUCAAUCAGAUUCCUCAAGAUACUCAGUAAAUACUAAAGAAGGAAUAUUUAUUCGUAAGGCAAAGUUUGAGAACCCACUUACUGCUAAGAAAAGGAAUUGCAUUAUUAGAAAAAGUCAAGAGAAAAUAGGGACGUCACAAUCUAAAGAAGUGAUAAUUAAUAAGGAAACUCAGGAGAUAGGCAAAAACCCGCCUUGGGAAGAUGAAUUGGAUGAAAAAUGGGCAGAUCUCUAUAUGUUAGCCACUACAUCAAUGGAACACACUGUGAAUGAACCAGUUAAUGAAGUUAAUCAAUCGGAACACAAUAACGAGGAUCACUUUCUAAACCAGCAAGAUAUAGAAAACAUUGUCGCUCAGGGAAUAGUUAAUGCUAUUCCGGCAAUCGUCGCUGCGGUAAAAAGUCAUAUUGAGCCUUCGCAAGCUCACCCCAGUAAACGCACGCGUGACGAUAAUUCCAGUAAUAGUAUUAAUGGAGGCGGUAAUAAUGAUAAUGGGAUUCAAGCCCCAUCAAAAAGAGAGCAUUUUGGAAGAAAUAAUACACAAGAAUUAGAAGAAGAAGAAGGUGUAAUGCAUGCAGUUGUGGAUUUUAGAAACAUGUCUUUAGGCACUCUUCCUUUAACUUCAAAUAUCAAUUUAGGGAUUGUUUAUAAAUUGGAUAUUUCCAAAAACAAUAUCCAGGUGAUCCCAGAGUCACUAAUAGCAAGACUUCUAAAUGUAGGAGUGUUGGAUGUACAUUCAAAUCAACUAAGAACAAUACCCAAUUCAAUUGGUUGCUUGUCAAAACUCAAGACCCUAAACAUUUCUGGAAAUCUUCUUCAGUCCCUCCCAAAAACCAUACAAAAUUGCAAAGCCCUAGAACAUUUAAAUGUGAAUUUCAAUCAGUUGAACAAAUUACCGGACAAUAUUGGUUUUAAACUCGUCAAUCUAAAGAAGUUGUCGGUUAACUCAAACAAGCUAACGUUCCUCCCGUCAUCCACCUCCCACUUAACCAAUCUAUGCCACCUUGACGCACGUCUCAACCACCUUGGAUCCCUCCCUAAUGACCUUGGAAACUUAAUCAACCUUGAGAUCCUUAAUAUUAGUCAAAACUUUCGGUACCUUGACACUUUACCAUAUUCCUUAGGUCUCGUUUUCUCUCUUGUUGAACUAGACAUAAGUCACAACAACAUAUCGACCUUGCCAGACUCCAUGGGUUGCCUGAAAAGACUCCGCAAGCUUCAUCUAGAAGGCAACCCUUUGAUGUCUCCACCGCCAGAGGUGGUGGACCAAGGGUUACAUGUGAUGAAAGAGUAUCUUAGGGAGAAGAUUAACAGACAGAAAUCUCCAAAGAAGAAGUCUUGGAUCAAAAAACUAAGGACACAUGGCACAUCUGGUGGGAGCCGCUUGGCGCAAGCAGAGAGAGAAGGAUAUGUGAUGCAUAGUGAUCGGAUUAUCAAUGAACUUGCUUCCCCUAAGCACAUGGGCAUGUUCUCAUCUCGACGAAUCUUCUCUCCAAAAAAGUAUUUUACAACAAUGCUAUGA